Molecule: messenger RNA, 1605 nt
Organism: Acanthosepion pharaonis
Lineage: Eukaryota; Metazoa; Mollusca; Cephalopoda; Sepiida; Sepiidae
Source: the annotation of a GenBank genome assembly
AUGUCUGCCAGUGUGGAUCAGAGCAUGAUAUGGUCCCGGUACGCUGCCAACGCUACAAGAGCAAAAGGUCAAGCAAAUCAAGUGGCCAACGGCUCAGCAAAAGAAGUAAAAAACGAGGAUUUUGAUCAUUAUCUGCAUCAACCUCAACAAGAUUCGCCCUAUUUGAGGAGUUGCCUCCAGUCUAAUCAGGGAGGAUAUGGAACUGGCCCAAUGUCAAGUCCAGGAGUAUCAGAGCCAUUUUUACCCAACUACUAUAACCAACCAAUAUCUUUCCCAUACCUGGGACAAGGUGUUGGGGAUGCAACAUGGUCAAGUGGACGAGAUGCAGGUGUGUUCCCUUUGGGAAGCUAUGACUACAGCAGUGUCUUCAGUGGAUUUGGUUAUGCACAGUUUGGUUGGGACUAUAAUGGCAGUGAUUACUGGAAUAAUGCCACUCGAAAGGAUUACUACAGCACUGAUAUGAUCUCUGAUGGCUACGGUCCUAUAAAUGGAGAUCAGGACCGUGACACAAUGAACAGUGUUGAACAGGGACUGAAAGGCAUGAGCAUCACUGGAGACAAGAAGUUGUCAGAUGGUGUAGGCAGUGACACUGUACAAACAGGAGUGAUUGAUGGUUCCAUCCAGGUGGGACCAUCAGGUUCUGCUGGACCCUCCCCUCCUCAGGGGCCAAAGAAGACUUCUUGGGCUGCUGUUGCUAGCCAGCCAGCACGACCUCAGCCACAAAUAAAACCACGCUCUAUGCCCCGUGCUCCCAUGACAUCUAAGUGUAUGGACAUCGGCACUUGGGAUAACAAGAACAAUAAUUCAAGUAAACAAGCCAACCAGGGAAGACAAGUAUGGAGUGCUCCACGGCGCACAGUGGCAUCUUACAACAAUAACACUCCUUCAGGGAAUGCAAGUCCGCCUUCUGCUAAUGCAGGUAACUCUGGCUCUCUGAAUGGACCUCCAUCCUCCCCAAGUUUACCUCACCCAGUUUUGGAAAAGUUGCGAUCUGUAAACCAAUACAACCCAAAGGAUUUCAACCUGAAUCCAAAAGGGGCUCGUUUCUUUAUCAUAAAAAGUUAUUCUGAGGAUGAUAUUCACCGAUCAAUAAAAUAUAACAUAUGGUGCAGCACUGAGCAUGGUAACAAGAGACUGGAUGGGGCUUACAGAGAGAGAGAAGGCAAGGGUCCUGUAUACCUUUUCUAUAGUGUGAAUGGUAGUGGACAUUUUUGUGGCAUGGCCCAAAUGAUGUCUCCAGUGGACUAUUCCACCAAUAGCGGAGUGUGGGCCCAAGAUAAGUGGAAGGGGCAAUUUGAGGUGAAAUGGAUUUACGUCAAGGACGUGCCAAAUAGUCAAUUACGACAUAUUCGUUUGGAAAAUAAUGAAAACAAGCCAGUUACCAAUUCACGGGACACCCAAGAGGUGCCACCAGAAAAGGGUAAACAAGUGCUGAAAAUUCUCCAUAAUUAUCGGCACUCAACGUCCAUCUUUGAUGAUUUCGGACAUUAUGAGAAGCGACAGGAAGAAGAUUUGACUAAAAAGGAGCCAGUAGCACCUUUGAAGUCAGAAGCUCCAAUGAAGAAAAACAAUCGCCCUGUAAGUUCCAGCACUUCUGCUGAGUGA